AUGGACAGAUCUCACAUAUGCUACGCCCGUACUGGGCAACAUGCUACACCCUUGUCCAGGGUGCCUACGCUGCGUCGGGAACUCAACCGCCGUAUCGCCACUACUCUGUCUGGUGAUCCGCUGACGAAGAAGGAUCUGUCUACUUGUUUUACUCCCAUGGCCUGGUUAAACGACGAGGUUAUCAACUCGUAUCUAGCUCUAAUCGUUGACUACCUGAGACGCACAAAUCACAACAAUGGCCGUGGCGAUAAACCCCGUUUCCACGCUUUCAAUACUUUCUUCUUCUCCAACAUGCGCGACAAGGGCUAUCAGUCUGUCCGACGCUGGGCCAAUCGUGCCAAGAUUGGCGGCGCAUCUCUUCUUGACGUGGAUACCGUGUUUGUCCCAGUGCACAACAGUGCACACUGGACGCUUAUCGUGAUCAAGCCAAUGGAACGCACCAUCGAGCAUUUCGACUCGUUAGGCUCACUCUCGCACCGGCACGUGGGGGUGAUGAAGGAUUGGCUCCGUAACGAGUUAGGCCCUCGUUACGUCGAGGAGGAAUGGCGCGUCCUACCAUCCGUCUCUCCUCAGCAAGACAACGGUAGUGACUGUGGGGUAUUCCUGUUGUCCACCGCAAAGGCGGUGGCCAUCGGCCUCGAGCCACUAUCCUAUUGCGCGCGGGACAUUGUCCUGCUGCGCAAGAAGAUAGUGGCCGAGCUGAUGGCCGGGGGGCUGGAGGGGGAUUUCGAUCCAGCCUCCGGCGGGGAGGUGUUGCUCUAG
Aspergillus oryzae RIB40 is the source of this 762-nucleotide messenger RNA. RefSeq names its product SUMO protease ULP1. Gene Ontology annotation, biological process: protein desumoylation. The transcript is spliced from 2 exons. The record is from RefSeq and is a predicted model, not a curated record. Gene Ontology annotation, molecular function: deSUMOylase activity. Lineage: Eukaryota; Fungi; Ascomycota; Eurotiomycetes; Eurotiales; Aspergillaceae. The coding region runs from base 1 to 762 and encodes 253 amino acids. Gene Ontology annotation, cellular component: nucleus.